This is a messenger RNA of Microbotryum saponariae, 1488 nucleotides long. Lineage: Eukaryota; Fungi; Basidiomycota; Microbotryomycetes; Microbotryales; Microbotryaceae. The record is from the annotation of a GenBank genome assembly.
AUGGGCAAAUCGAGUGCACUCAAGCGAGACGUGUUCUUUCGCAGUGCCAAGGAAGACGGUAAGCCACGACAAAGGAGGGUGUGUUCAUUUUCGCGGUACCGCUCCUGUUGCUGAUCUACGUGCCCCCCUCAUCGCAGGUUAUCGAGCUCGAUCAGCAUACAAGGUCCGCUCAAAUUGCUUCAAUCGCAUGUAUAACUUUACAGUCGCCGAAACAGUAUUGUCACUCUCUUCAACCAACAGCUCCUGCAUCUGGACGAGCAAUUUAACCUGUUUGAAGGCGUCGAGCGAUGUGUCGAUCUGUGUGCCGCGCCGGGCAGCUGGUCGCAGGUGUUGACCCAGAGGCUCAAGUAAGUGUGAUCUACAUGGACGCUACAAGACUGAUUUGACUAAUCGAAACGACUUCCGUUUCCGCAGCGAGAACAAGGAAGGCGAUCCCUCUGCGAAAGGAGCUACGAUCGUCGCCGUCGACCUGCAACCCAUGGUUCGUUUGGUCCCUCUGCACAGGCGCCAAGUCUUCUGACGCGAGAACUGACGAACCAAUCCAACUCAUCAGGCGCCUCUUCCCGGAGUAGUCCAAAUCGAAGGAGACAUCACCAAGAGCUCGACCGCGAACCAAAUCAUCGAUCAUUUCAAAGGUGGAUUGGCCGAUCUUGUCGUGUGCGACGGAGCUCCGGAUGGUGAGCCCAAGGCUGGAAGAAUUGGUAUCUGGCAUAGUUCUGAUCAGACUGCUUUCCGGUCUUGUAGUGACGGGUCUUCACGAUCUCGACGAGUUCGUUCAAGCGCAACUCCUUCUCGCGGUAAGUCGCCGAGAAGCAGAUUCGUCGUCUCCCGCUCUUAUAGUGUACUCAUCCUAUGACCAUCUUCCCAGGCCCUCAACAUCACCCUCCACGUUCUCCAACCGGGGGGAACGUUCGUCGCCAAGAUCUUCCGAGGCAGGGACGUGACCUUGCUCUACGACCAACUGCGGUGCUUCUUCGAAAACGUCACGUGCGCCAAACCUCGUAGUUCACGAAACAGCAGUAUGGGUGAGUGAGGGAACUUUUUCGCUUCGGUCAGUCGAUGGUUUCUAAUGCGUAUGACUGUCUCGGUAUCCAACUCCGUCAGAGGCCUUCGUCGUCUGCGAACGCUUCCGAAGCGGCUUCAACCCGGACCUCUCAAAGCCUUUGCUCGAUUUUUCCUACACACCUUCCGAUUUCAAACCGGACGGAGCAAAGAACGAACUGCUCGGCGAUAUGAGAUACAUCGCUCCCUUCGUCGCGUGUGGUGAUUUGAGGUGAGACAUUAGUGAACUCGGCCCCCGCCGUUCACUUUCGAAAUUAUGAUUCUAAACCGUUUCUUUUCACUCCCUUCAGUGGCUUUGAUUCCGAAACGCACUACGGCAACUCGUUCUCGUCGACUCUAUCCAAAGGCCCUAUCCAGCCACCGACUGCCCCACCAUAUCGCGAGUUCUUGCAGAAGCGACGGGCAGGAGAAUUUGACCAGCACUGA